CACAGAGCAGGAGUAGGAAGUAUGAAGAGCACAGGAAAAAACAAAUCCACAGCUCAAAGCGACACAACUCUUGCAAGCAUAAACCACAGAGGUCUUUUAAACUGGUGCAGGUGCAGCUCGAGUAGCUGCAUGCUCUUCUUCUGGGUUUCUGAAGAGCCUCUGCUGUGAAAGAUGAGCGAGUCACUGGAGAGGACUACAGACUGCCCCUUGCCACUUCUUAAAGAUGACUCCGGCCCAGAUGAGGAGAGAAACAGCCUGACGGGCUCAAGUGAGUUACGCUGGGAAGAUGGGGGUCUACCUGUGGAGCUGCAGAGAGGGAUGGAGAACUUACGAAUGAACAGAGAGCUGACAGAUGUGGUGCUGAGCGUUCAGGGACAUGACUUCCCUUGCCAUAGAGCCAUACUCGCUGCGGCCAGUCAGUACUUCAGGGCCAUGUUUUGCAGUGGUUUGAAGGAGAGUCAUGAGGAGCGUGUGGAAAUGAAGGGAGUGGACAGUGGGACGAUGCAGUCUCUCCUGGAGUAUACCUACACCAGCCGAGCCCACCUCACACACUCUAACGUCCAGAGGAUACUCGAGGCUGCCAGUCAAUUUCAGUUCCUGCGUGUGGUGGAUGCAUGUGCCAGCUUCCUGAGCAAGUCUCUGCACCUCGAGAGCUGUGUCGGGAUCCUGAAUCUUGCUGAAAGCCAUGCCUUGCCUGCCUUAAGGACCGGGGCUCAGGACUACAUCGCCGCUCAGUUCUCCCAGAUAGUCCAGCAGCAGGACUUCCUGGAGCUGCCGACAGAGUCUCUGGAGGCCGUACUGCAGAGGGACGACCUUGAUGUGAAGUGCGAGGAGAGUGUUUUUGAAGCACUCAUGUGCUGGGUGAGGGCCCAGCAGGAUGAACGAGCGCCUUCACUGGCCAGGUUGCUCUCACACGUGCGGUUGCCGUUGUUGGAGCCUGCAUACUUUGUGGAAAAAGUGGAGUCAGAUGAACUGAUUCGCCAUUGCAGUGAGGCCUUUCCUUUGCUGCAAGAGGCCCGCAUCUAUCACCUGUCCGGCAGAGAGGUGGUCUCUGAACGAACCAAACCCCGUGUGCGGCACUUCCUGUCAGAAGUGUUCCUGAUCAUCGGAGGCUGCACAAAAGACGAACGCUUCAUUUCCACCGUCACGUGUUUGGACCCCCUGAGACGCAGCAGGCUGGAGGUUGCCAGGCUGCCAAUCACAGAGAUGGAGGAUGAAUCCCAAAACAGGAAAUGGGUGGAGUUUGCGUGCAUCACCUUCCGCAAUGAGGUGUACAUAUCUGGAGGUAAAGAGACACAACAUGAUGUUUGGAAGUACAACGGUGCCCUGGACAAGUGGAUCCAGAUUGAGCCACUGGCAACUGGGCGCUGGAGACACAAGAUGGCAGUCCACGGGGGGAAGGUGUACGCACUGGGUGGAUUUGAUGGAGCUCAGAGACUGGAUAGCGUAGAGGCCUAUGAUCCCUUUCACAAUCGGUGGUCACAGGUGACCCAACUUGCAGUAGGCGUGAGCUCCUUUGCUGCUGCAAGCUUUGACAGAUGGAUCUAUGUGAUCGGUGGCGGGCCCAAUGGAAAGUUGGCAACUGAUAAGGUUCAGUGCUGGGAACCCGGGACAGACUGCUGGGAGCUGCGAGCGCCCAUUCCCAUCGAAACCAAAUGCACUAAUGCAGUCACAUUCAAGAACUGCAUCUAUAUAGUCGGUGGUGCCAUGCAUGCCAUGUACUGCUACUCGCCUCUGUCAGACUCCUGGUCCCUUGUGACCCGUCUGGGGGAGAGGGCGAGCUGCGCCAUCGCUGCCUGUAACAACAAACUCUUCAUCACAGGGGGACGGGAUAACAAGAACCAAGUCAUCUCCACAGUGAUGUGCUGGGACGUCAGCCGAGGGGUGUUGACAGAGGAGUGUGUUCUACCGAUGGGGGUGUCGCACCACGGCAGUGUGACACUCAUGAAGUCCUACACACACAUACACAGGGUGACACCUGCCUCAGAGUGCCAAUGACACAGGCUUCUGCCAACAGGACAUUUUUGCCGUUGAGAGAAGCUUUGAAGAGGAAAGUGAAGAUACUUCUUUUUUUUUCUUGCAUGCACUAUGUUCGUUUGAUGUCAAUUUAUGUCACUUUAAAAGCUAGGAGUCAAUCCCUGUGUUUAACCUAUAACAGUAUAAUGCUAUACUACAGCAGCAGUUGAUCAAACUAUAUUUUCUGAUGAAUAAUUACAUGUACAACAGUAAUAACACAUAACUUGGUAUGACACACUUUCUAAUACCGAGAAAUACACUGUUUAUGGCUUUAUAGUUAACACAAAUAUUUCAGAAACGUAAAGCAAUGACAUAUUGCUUUACGUGGAGCCAUAUUUGGAUAAAAUAAAUAGAUGCAUAUCAUUAACUAAAAAUAUGCAAAUUAACACAGUGUGAGACUUUCAUACAGGAACUAUACAAAAGCCCUAUAGCACCUGGUGUUUUUUAAUUCACGCACACACACAGACACACACAGACACACACACACACACACACACACACACACACACACACACAUACACACAAACACUGCCAUCUGGUGGUCAAUAUAACUUCUUGUUUUGCCUCCAGUUUCGUUGUAUUCAAACUAAUUAAGUCUUAAAUAAAUGCAGAAA
Molecule: messenger RNA, 2630 nt
Organism: Epinephelus moara (kelp grouper)
Lineage: Eukaryota; Metazoa; Chordata; Actinopteri; Perciformes; Serranidae
Gene: klhl6
Product: kelch-like family member 6
Exons: 7
Coding region: 172-1998 (608 amino acids)
Molecular function (GO): protein binding
Source: RefSeq, a predicted model, not a curated record